Molecule: messenger RNA, 1335 nt
Organism: Zophobas morio
Lineage: Eukaryota; Metazoa; Arthropoda; Insecta; Coleoptera; Tenebrionidae
Product: lipase 3-like
Exons: 3
Coding region: 27-1244 (405 amino acids)
Biological process (GO): lipid metabolic process
Molecular function (GO): hydrolase activity, acting on ester bonds
Source: RefSeq, a predicted model, not a curated record
UACCCAGCUAAGUCAUAACCUUAAAUAUGAACACCUUUCUCAUUUUAUUUUUCACCCUCUUUACCUACUCCAUCGCAAGUCCAUACCAUGGACAAAUACGGGACCUCGUUCCCGCAGAUGACGAAGACGCUGACCUCUCUGUUAUGGAACUCCUCCAAAAAUAUGGCUAUCCGGCUGAAGAACACUUCGUUACCACCUCAGACGGCUACAUCUUAAGAAUGCACCGAAUCCCUCACGGCAAAAAUUCGGACACAGUUUCCGACAAAGUCGUUUUCUUGAUGCAUGGUCUUUUGUGUUCUUCGGCGGAUUGGGUCCUUACGGGAACCGAACAUGGCCUAGGGUACCUAAUGGCCGACGCCGGCUACGACGUCUGGAUGGGUAACGCACGCGGUAACCACGAAUCCAGAAACCACACGACCCUGAAUCCAGACACCGACGACGACUUCUGGCACUUCAGCUGGCACGAAAUCGGUGCUAUUGACGUAGCCACGAUGAUAGACUACGCUCUGGAAGUGACUGGUCAGAGCCAAGUCGUCCACAUUGGUCACUCUCAAGGUAGUACCAGCUACUACGUAAUGGCAGCCAUGCGUCCCGAAUACAAUGCCAAAAUCAAGGCACACUUCAGUCUGGCACCUAUUGCCUACAUGAACCAUAUGACCAGCCCUUUGAUGCACAUUCUGGCCUUUUGGUCUGGUUCUCUGGAUCUCCUUGCUGAGUUGAUCGGAAUGAACGAAUUUCUCCCAAGCAACGACUUCAUGGAAAUGAUCGGAGAUGACCUUUGUGCUGAUGAUGACCCCACUCAGGCUCUUUGUAGUAACGCACUUUUCGUCAUCUGUGGGUUCAGUCCGGAUGAGAUGAACGCCACGAUCCUGCCAGUGUUGAUGGGACAUACUCCAGCUGGAAUUUCUGUUAGACAGAUGAUGCAUUACGCUCAAGAGAUUAACUCAGGAGAGUUCCGUCAGUACGACUUCGGGUUGGAUAAUUUGAUAGAAUAUGGACAACUCACUCCGCCUAACUACGAGUUGGAAAAUAUUCAAGCACCUAUUUAUUUGUACUUCAGUCGGAAUGAUUGGUUGUCGGCUGAAGAAGACGUGCUGAAGUUUUGUACUGGUAUUGGUAGUGCUUGCAAAGAAAUGAUUUUGGUGGCUGAUGGGGAGUUCAACCAUUUGGACUACUUGUACGGGAUUAGGACACCGGAACUUGUGUAUAAGCCAAUGAUAGAGAUCAUUGCACACCUUGACUGAUCUUGGUUGAAGAUUUGAAGAUAUUUUGGUACUAUGUAACCUUGAAUUGACUUUAAUAAAGUAAUUUAAUAAAAUAGUAGUCGAUCAUGAA